Messenger RNA from Notodromas monacha, 862 nucleotides. Lineage: Eukaryota; Metazoa; Arthropoda; Ostracoda; Podocopida; Cyprididae. The record is from the annotation of a GenBank genome assembly.
AAGACUGACAAAACUGAAAAUCGUGGUGCUUAUGAUUCCGCUGGUGUUCUAACAAAUUCGACCCUGUGCGAUCUACGUUUCGAUCGGGAUACUAAGCCAUUAUUCGAAAGAAGAAACAAAAAAUAAAAACAAACAAAAAACUGGCACCAUGUCCCUGUGGCUGGUUUCCGAUUCGGCGGGCCGACGUCGGAAGAAGCCAACAGCGAAACCCGAUGCGCUGGGCGACUAUUCCCUGGCAACGUUGCCCUCCUACGUACCCGUGUACACUAACGUGUACCCGUACAAUCGCAGCAUGUCGGGCAUUGAAAGUUCGUCAGCAACGAAGCCUACUACUACCGCUACUACUACGACACUCGAAACGUCGAGGACUCGCACUUCUGCCUUGAGCAGAUCGCGUGAUAUCUAUUCCAAGGAUUACCAGUACAAGACGCCGAGUGCCGGCGAUCGGGAGGAGAAAAUUUUUGCGUUGCGAACCCUGUGGCAUCAGAUUGAAGACCAUGUGAAGAGUAUUGAAGACAUGGUGCUUGGGUGUCCGUGUUUCUGUGCUAUAACGAGGAACAGAGCUGCUGUUUCUUUUGUGGUGCGGAAACUUGGAAGCACUGAGAGUUAUUUGCAGGACCUGUGUUGUGUGGAUCAGUCGUCGCGAAACGCCCGAACGCAAGUAGUUCUGGUCGACCGCCGAAACGACGAUGUUCCAACAGUGGCCUCGCGCUGGAAAAGCGCGAACGCCGGGAAUUCCUGGCCAACGUGCCAAGUCUUCGCUUCUGCUGUGUUUCUUAGUUUCCUCGCUCCUGCGUGUCGUGUAAAAAUAACGGGUCCCUUUGGGGUGGCUUUCGUUGCCAUUAACGGGUGGAUUCGGUGA